This is a messenger RNA of Ambispora leptoticha, 462 nucleotides long. Lineage: Eukaryota; Fungi; Glomeromycota; Glomeromycetes; Archaeosporales; Ambisporaceae. The record is from the annotation of a GenBank genome assembly.
AUGGCCGUAUUAAAAUCCAUUGAUUUACCAGCAAUCGACAAAAAGCAAAAUUUAGAAAUCGAUACUACAGGUCGCCACUCAAUCUUUCAAAUACGUGGCGCAUUUUAUCCUCCAAGACGACGAAAGAGAAAAUCGCAAAAUUCUAAUCCAAAAAUUGUGAAAGGGAAGAUGUUAAACUGCAAGGAAGUAUUAGCAGAUGAAGAUAUUCAACUGCUAGAGACAUAUCUCGAAAGAAUUGACCAAAAACUCGCUAAAUUGACGACUAUUGUUGAAAAAGAACAAAAUAAAGAAUUACAGCCUUUAAACGUCAAAAAUUUAAAAUUUUCUUUCUUAAAUAUCGAUGUCUUAUUGGAAUUAUCGAAGAAUCUUGGAAACGGUGCAGCAUUGUCCGAAAAAGCUAUAUGCGAACAACAAGAACAAGUCUUUUCCGAACAGAGAUUGACGAAUUCUUAUAGGCAAUAA